CAUCAAACACCUCGCAACCGUAUUGUCUCUUCUUCUACAUCGGCCAAACAAUCCCGCUUCCUUCCAUUUUCCGCUAUCUAUCCGGUUUAUUACUUCUGCUCUUUUUUGACGCCGAGGUGAUUUCCAUCCCUGUCAUCAAAAUGAUGCACUUUUUAGCCCUAAUCAAUAAAAUGUCCUCAAAGGUUCGAACCCUACUCAUUAAUCCAUCCGAAAAAGCUACCAUUCCUCCACCCACCGAGUUCAAGCGGCGGCGCCGACAUGGCUGUCGGCAACUCCGGCUUCAACGAGACCGAAGAUUUCGAAGAGUACAACCCCUAUCCUUACCAAGGGGGCUAUGAUAUUGCUCUCACUUAUGGCAACCCGCUUCCACCCUUCUCAGCCAUCUGCUACCCGAUGUCAGACGACUCCCCGCAUCCACCUCUCCAGCCGAAAGUCCCGGUGGAACCUCCUGCUUCGCCUGAGGCAAGUGACAGAGUUAUAUCCACUUCUGUUGGGCAUGAAAAUGACCUACCCGAGGCCGAUUAUGGCUCUUCUUACGGUUAUGGCGGACGGGGUUUUACCUAUGCAGAUUGCUGGUGGAAUCUUUCCGGAUCCUCACCCUUCACAAUGAAUGGUCAUGGUGGCUGGAGGGAUGAUGCGGAAGAGAUGAGUUAUUGGAGACCGUUAAGGCGGGCUGCUGACUACAUCUUUGGAUUUUCGCAAGGGUUUGGUGAGAGGAGAAUUGGAGUAGAUAGUUAUGGGAUUCCAAUCUAUGCUUACAAAAGCCAUGGGAGUGAUACUGUUAAUGUGGAGAUCCAGCCAGCGAGGACUGAAAAGUUGAAGUAUCACGAUGAUUCUGAAAGAUCUUCUACUUAUAACAAUUGGGAGGAUGAAAACUAUAGAUUGGACAGUUCUGCUCAUCCCUAUCUGAAGCAUUUACCUGAAGAUUCAUUUGAUGCUAAAGUUGAUCCAGUGAAGUCUGUAUUUUCUUGGGAACCUAGUCAUCGUGGACGUUAUGAUGAGCAGUUGUAUCCUCAAAGACAAUGGGUUCCCUUGUCUUAUGCUGAGAACGGAAAUCUGGAAAUGGCCUAUGAUAAACACUACUAUAGGGGUGCUCAAAAUGUUCAGCUAGAGGCAGUUGAGAAUUCAUUUGAGAAAUUGACCUAUCAUGAGACCUCUCAGGAAUUUUCUUAUACAGAUUCUUACUCGGGUUCAUCUUAUAGCAUAAAUGGAGAUGAGAAAAAUGCAUUUACUAAUGCUUACAAUGACUAUGAAAGGCAGUAUUAUCAGCUGUCAAGUGAUGUAGAGCUUGAACCUUACAAACCAACUUGGACCCGAUACCCUGGAUAUUACGGGACUUCUGAAGAUGCCUUUGCUGGUUCCCCUCCUUUUCAGACAUUGGAUUACUCUGAGGUUUACAAUGAAUCAUCUUCUCCUGGAUCUGCAUGGCAAACUUCUUCAUUUGAUAAAUUGGGCAAAGAGGGCAAGGUUCACAGUUCAGAGUAUGCAAAUCAGACACACCAUGAUGACCAUUCCCUUGAACUAGAACCUUUCAAAUCAACAUGGAUGCUGAAUCCCAAUUAUUAUGGCAGCUAUGAGGGUAUUUCUACUCAAUACGAGCAGCUAUAUGGAAGUGAUGGGAGUUCGAAAUUCCACAGGAUGACGAUGGAUCAUAUGGUAGCGCUUGGUGAAAAAAUACAUGACAGAUUGCCAUCGUGGAUCAUAUUCAAUGUUCGACAUAUGUUGGACUCGACACACGUUGGGUACGGUUGUUAUAUUUCAAGUUCACUGUACAAUAUGUUAUAUUUUCUAAUUAAUGUAGGUUCUUAAAUAGCUCUUUUAUUGUAAUGUUAUGUGCAUUGUGCAAUAUACAAUAAAGGAGUAUGAACUCUAUUGAUGAUGAAUUUAAAAGUGGCAAAACUUCAACUUUUAACCCAUAAGAGAAAGCCAUUG
Messenger RNA from Dendrobium catenatum, 1932 nucleotides. RefSeq lists its product as uncharacterized. The record is from RefSeq and is a predicted model, not a curated record. Lineage: Eukaryota; Viridiplantae; Streptophyta; Magnoliopsida; Asparagales; Orchidaceae. The transcript is spliced from 9 exons. Gene Ontology annotation, molecular function: phosphatidic acid binding. The coding region runs from base 259 to 1809 and encodes 516 amino acids.